CUUCAAAUGCCACCCUACGGUUGGUUGGAGGAAAAUUAGAAUCAGAGGGAAGGCUGGAAGUAUUCCAUCAAAACGUUUGGAAAACAAUUUGCCAAGACAGCUUUUACAUCAAGAACGCUGACGUUGCUUGCCGGCAACUUGGGUACACAAAAGCUUUAUACUUACAGCGAGCUGCAACAGUGACGCGUAGUCUAGGUACGAGACCAAUACAUAUGGAAAUCUGGAAAUGUGCGGGAAACGAGAAAAAUCUUCAAGACUGCAAAAUGGAAAUGAGAAGAAAAAAGAACUGUUUUCAUUAUAAAGAUGUAGGAAUUUCCUGUGAUGUAUCACUUUCAGAAAGGAAAAGAAGAUACUCAUUGCCUAACCAACUGUACACCAAGCCGCUACUACUAGAAGGAGGUUCAUUUGCAUCAGAGGGAAGAGUAAAGCUGUUUCAUAACGGUGAAUGGGGAACGAUUUGUGAUGAUCUCUUUGACCUUAAAGACGCUCACGUUGUCUGCCGUCAGGCCGGUUACAAAUAUGCCCUUAGGGCCGGGACAGCUUCAACAAUGGGGUUUGGACAAGGUACAGGUCCAAUACAUAUGGACAGCGUGCAGUGUACGGGAAGAGAAAAUAAAGUUCAAAACUGUCCAUUCGGUGGAUGGGGUACCCACGACUGCUCUCAUGUAGAAGAUGCAGGAGUUGUUUGCGAUACAUCUUGGGCUGACAAAUGCAGAUUUCAAAGUACUAGAGUUGAAAAAGAGAAGAGUCAGUUUCCUAUAAGAUUGACCGGUGGAAGUGAACCAUACAAAGGGAUACUGGAAAUUUUUGUUAAUGACCAAUGGGGGACAGUUUGUGACGACUACUUCGGAAGUGACGAAGCUAUUGUGGCAUGCAGUCAACUAGGAUAUACGGGGUACUCUAGCUAUUCUCAUCGUCAAAGUGGUGAUUCCUCGGCCCCGAUUCUCAUGGAUGACGUAAACUGCAGUUAUGUUCCAGUUGCCCAACAGGGUAAAGACACAAGAAAGAAAUAUCAUACUCGUCUUGCUGAUUGUGCCAAGGGAGAUACAAACGUUGCAUUUAGAGAAGGUAAUUACUGGAAAAUCCAUAACUGUGAUCACAGUGAAGAUGUUGUACUGGAUUGCACGUCAUCGGCAAAGACCCAUCCAGUUCGUUUAGCGGAUGGAGGAGCUCCUCACAGGGGCAGAGUAGAGAUUUUUAUUAACGGACUAUGGGGUUCAGUUUGUGACGACGCGUGGAGUAUAAAUGAUGCAAAAGUCGUUUGUCGUCAGCUAGGAUUUCCUUGCGCUGAAAGUUAUCGGUCGUCAGCUUACUUUGGACAAAGUGGUCAUUACCACAUUUGGAUGGAUAACGUUGCAUGCAGAGGCUCUGAAAGUCGACUGCAAGACUGCCCUUUUGGUCAUUGGGGAGUUCACAAUUGCGGACAUCAUGAAGAUGCUGGAGUCGAAUGUUGUUCUACAGUGGACUCGCGAUGGUACACCAUUAACAGAGUAUCUAAAGGCCAUGAUCCCGAAAGAGGUCGACGAGACGUGACUAAUUCAACAUUACAACAAUUUCCUUCUUACAAAAGCAACACAGAGAAAACUGUGAAAGUCGUAAGGCUUGUAGAUGGGUACAGUUUUUCUGAAGGACGCGUUGAAAUCAAAGUUAAUGGUUCAUGGAAUACAUUUUGUGAUCCAAAUUGGAACAUGGAUAAAGCAAAUGAUGUUUGCAAGCUACUCGAGGGCCAUUACGCAUCAUGA
Molecule: messenger RNA, 1742 nt
Organism: Corticium candelabrum
Lineage: Eukaryota; Metazoa; Porifera; Homoscleromorpha; Homosclerophorida; Plakinidae
Product: deleted in malignant brain tumors 1 protein-like
Exons: 7
Cellular component (GO): membrane
Source: RefSeq, a predicted model, not a curated record